Diatraea saccharalis (sugarcane borer) is the source of this 2556-nucleotide messenger RNA. Lineage: Eukaryota; Metazoa; Arthropoda; Insecta; Lepidoptera; Crambidae. The record is from the annotation of a GenBank genome assembly.
CCUCAGUCUACUUUUAUAUUUGAAAGAGGAGAGUUAACGCCGUGGCGCCACGCCUCGCCGAACUUUCACCUCCGACGCGAUAUCGUUAUCUGUGAUAAACCCAUCAACAUUGAGUGAAAUUGAAUGUGCGCGUUCUUAGAAAGCAUUUCUGUCACAUUACGCGGACGGUCGUCCGUCGUCGACGUAGAUUUCUGCAAAUUAAUUUCUCCAGUGCAGUCGGUUUCUACGAAACUGUUUAUAAAGAGUUUAACGAGAAACGAAACGGCCGUAAAGUGGAUUUGAAGAAAUAUAAUUACAAGUGGGAUUGUGUGUUUCCGUGUUCGGUUGUAGACAAGGCGUUUACAUUGGAUCCCAAUCACCCAAUCACACCUUCAAUGGUGGUUAAACUACCAGAUGCAUGCGUGGAAGUACCAAUCAGUAGCUGGUCUGGUGCGUGCCCCAACUGCCGGCAUGAGCUUCGGGUGUCGCUUGCGGCAUGCCCCGGCAAGCGGCAACCGCACACACCCCUCACACCACCAUUCACAGUAUCACACACAUACUUCACUCCUUAUACGACAACAUUACCACCGCUAGAUGACAGUUUGAGAAGGCUAGAUGAAACAUAUAGAGCACUCAGGCUGUCUGGAUGGUACUAUGGACGUUUAGAUUGGCAGGGCGCGCGUAGUUUAUUAAAAGACGCGAGCGUUGGUGCAUUUCUCAUCAGGAAUUCUGGAGACAGCAAUUUCAUUUUCGCAUUAUCAGUACAGACUGAUCGAGGGCCGACCUCUGUGAGGUUACAUUUUGAAGAGGGAUUCUUUAGGUUAGAUUGUGACCGGUUACAAGUGAGGUGUAUGCCUCGGUUCCGGUGCGUGGUGGAGUUAAUACAGCAUUACACGAGGGAGACCAGAGAGGGGCAGCGGGGCGUCGGCACAGUGUGGGUAGACCGAGACGGUUGCCCUCAUUCGCCCGUGCUCCUCUCCACUCCGUUACGUAAAGAACCACCAUCAUUAAUGCACGCGGCGCGACUCGCCGUCCACAGAACACUAGACUCCAAUCCUCUAAAACCGAAACUUUGGUGUGCCCCAAAACACAGACUCCUACCUCUCCCCUCAACACUCAUAGACUAUCUCGGCGAAUAUCCUUACUCUGUGUAACCUUUAGAUCUGUAUUAUUUAUUUAGACAAUUGGCGUUUGUAAACGCAUUAGUACCCUAAUCCGACGUCGAAUGUAACGAUGUUGGUUUUGAAAAUAUCAUAAUAUUGUAUUUUAUUUGUACAAAAUAUUAAUUGAAUUGUAGGUAGUCUAGCGCGGGAUGCUAGUACGAGGGGCCGGUACCUUAUUACCGACUAACAAAUAUUAAUUUAUGAUAGUUUAAAUUGUAUUAUUCGUAAGUAUUCAAUAUGGGACUCAACUACGGUAUUUAGUGGAAUGUUAAUGCAGAUUUUUUUUUUGUUUAAAUCGACUCUCUGUGUAUGUAUAUAAAGAUGUUUUGUGAAAGUGUUGCAAGACUGAUUCCUUAAUUGUCUAUUUUUUUUUCAUUUUGUUCCGUCACAUUGUCAGUAAGAUUGUCCUAUUUGAAAGCUGAUUUUGGUUUCAUUACAUUAUAAUUAAGCGAAGGCCUCUAUUGAUAUUAUACAACAAAAUGUUCACUAAUGCCUAAUCUUGUCUAUUGUCAUAAGAGAUCAUCACAUUAUAUUUGUAAAGUUAUAUUUUUAUUAUUUAUUUUAUUCGGUUUAAGAUUAAAACUUGUCAGGUGUGUGACAUGCUAAUUUUAUCUUUGUUCCUAAUAACCAGUAAGUUCUUUUUAAAUCAACUGUCAGUUCCCAGGCCCGAAUGUGCACAAUGGAGAUUGUAAAAACUCUCCAUACAUAGAUAAAUUGAAGUGCCAUUGGUAAAAAUGCAACCAUAAGAAUAUAUCAAUAAAGUAUUUUUGAGGCUGAAAAAAUGUAAAUAGUUCUCGUUUUGUUUUCUAUUUAUUUCAUAAUUAUAUUUAGUUAAAUAGCUGCCGUAGAAAGAUUUCAAACCAUAUAAUGGUUAGUGGUGAACUGUAAGGUAUUUAUGUGUAGAGGUGAUGCGUUAGCUUGUAAUUAUCACUAUGAUAAAUAAAUAUUAUAAUAAAUCAUGAAUAAUCUCGAUUAAUUAGUAUAAAUUUAGUUUUUCACAAUUAUAUUUACAUAAUUCUGUUACAUUAAUAUUGAUAAAAAUUAUAGUAGUUCAAUUCUUUAAUUAAAUUGAAAAGGGCCUCAAAAAUGUAUGUGUGCCUGAUUUCCUAAUAUUAUGUGUGAGUAUAUAGAUACAAUCAGAUAUAUAUGUGUACUGAAUAUGGCACUGUCAUACAUAUUUUUGGACGUGACUGAACAUUACUUUGCAGAAACAAGUUUUAUUUUUUUACCGUUUUGUAAGCACCAAUGAAAUAAGUGUGACAUAAUACCUAUGAGAAACUUGUGUUUAAAUAUUUAUAGGCUAAUGUAUCGGAAUAACAGCAAAUAAUUUAUAUUCAUACAAUACAAAACAAAAUAUACAUUCUGCCUAGAUUAUAUGUAUUUUAUUUAAAACCAACUAUCCAUAAUAAAAGCG